Platichthys flesus (European flounder) is the source of this 6750-nucleotide messenger RNA. RefSeq names its product transcription activator BRG1. Gene Ontology annotation, molecular function: transcription factor binding; histone binding; ATP binding. Gene Ontology annotation, cellular component: nucleus. Gene Ontology annotation, biological process: positive regulation of transcription by RNA polymerase II. NCBI's taxonomy places the organism in Eukaryota, Metazoa, Chordata, Actinopteri, Pleuronectiformes, Pleuronectidae. Bases 188 to 5161 code for a protein of 1657 amino acids. The record is from RefSeq and is a predicted model, not a curated record. The transcript is spliced from 34 exons.
CGCGUCGGUGAACCAAACGGUCGCUCGGAGGCAGAUCUCGAACAUGAUGAGUUCACUAAUUACAACAGUUUCUGCGUCUUCUUCCAUCUGCCGCUGAUCUCAGCCCGGGAGCAGCAGACAUCCACCGGCUCUGAGUCCUGCUGACGCGGGUCCCUGCUGCUCAUCCAGGACCAGGAGGUCCAGGGCCAUGUCCACUCCAGAUCCCCCCAUGGGAGGCACUCCGCGCCCAGGUCCCUCUCCUGGUCCGGGUCCCUCCCCAGGGGCUAUGCUGGGCCCCAGCCCUGGGCCCUCUCCUGGCUCCUCUCACAGUAUGAUGGGCCCCAGCCCUGGUCCUCCCUCCUCUGGACACUCUGGAUACGGCCAGGACAACAUGCACUCUCUGCACAAACCGAUGGAGGGCAUGCAUGAGAAGAGCAUGAGCGAGGAGAGCCGCUUCAGUCAGAUGAAGAGUCUGUCGAUGAGACAGGGCGGACACAGCGGCAUGGGCCCCCCACCCAGUCCUCUGGACCAACACUCACAAGGCUACCAAUCUCCAUUAGGUGGCUCUGAUCACUCCAGUCCUGUCCCGUCAAAUGGUCCUCCCUCUGGUCCUCUAAUGGCAUCGUCCUCCUCUUCCUCCUCCUCUGGCGGCCCCGGCUCCGCCUCUACACCUUUAGACGGCCCCAGCGGAGACCAACACACGCUCGGCCCAACUAACCGUCCCGGACCUCAAGGUAGCUCCGGCCCCGGUCCCAGUCCCGGCCCCAUUCUCGGUUCCAGUGUCCCCAUCCUCGGAUCUGGCAUUGACUCCGGUGGUCCCGCUGGCCUCGGAGGUCCUGGUGGUCCAACUCCCUUCAACCAGAACCAACUCCAACAACUCAGAGCCCAGAUUAUGGCUUAUAAGAUGCUGGCUCGGGGACAGCCCCUGCCGGACCACCUGCAGAUGGCUGUCCAAGGGAAGAGGCCGAUGCCAGGGAUGCAGCUGCCCAUGUCCAGCCUGGGUCCUGGGGCUGGAGUUGGUCCAGCUGGACCAGGACCAGGGCCGAUGGGCUCAGGCUACAUUCGAGCUCACGGUAUGAUGGGUCCCAACAUGCCCCCACCGGGGCCGUCAGGGACCCCAGCUGGAAUGCUGGGACAUAACCCCAACGGACCCCCCAAGUCCUGGCCUGAAGGUCCCAUGGUGAACGCAGCAGCCCCCUCAAACGCACCCCAAAAGUUGAUCCCCCCGCAGCCCACUGGCCGGCCCUCUCCUGCACCCCCCUCAGUUCCUCCUGCUGCCUCCCCAGUAAUGCCUCCGCAGACGCAGUCCCCCGGUCAGCCAGCACAGCCCACUGCCAUGAUGCCUUACCACGCCAAGCAGAGCCGCAUUACCCCAAUUCAGAAGCCCUGUGGCCUCGACCCAGUGGAGAUACUGCAGGAGAGGGAGUACAGGUUACAGGCUCGUAUCACUCAUCGUAUUGUUGAACUGGAGAACCUGCCGGGUUCUCUCGCUGGGGAUUUACGUACCAAAGCCACAAUAGAGCUCAAAGCUCUUCGACUGCUUAACUUCCAGAGACAGCUGCGUCAAGAGGUGGUGGUGUGUAUGCGUCGGGACACAGCUCUUGAGACCGCCCUUGACGCGAAGGCCUACAAGCGCAGCAAGCGCCAGUCUCUGCGAGAGGCCCGCAUCACAGAGAAACUGGAGAAACAGCAGAAGAUCGAGCAAGAGCGCAAACGCAGGCAGAAGCACCAGGAGUACCUCAACAGCAUCCUCCAGCACGCCAAAGACUUCAAAGAGUACCAUCGCUCAAUCACAGGCAAAAUGCAGAAACUGACCAAAGCUGUGGCCACCUACCAUGCCAACACUGAGCGAGAGCAAAAGAAGGAGAAUGAGCGGAUUGAGAAAGAGAGGAUGAGGAGGCUCAUGGCUGAGGAUGAGGAGGGAUACCGCAAACUGAUCGACCAGAAGAAGGACAAACGUCUGGCCUACCUGCUGCAGCAGACUGACGAGUACGUCGCCAACCUCACCGAGCUGGUCCGAGCUCACAAGGCGGCCCAGGCGCUCAAAGUAAAGAAGAAGAAGAAAAAGAAGAAGAUAGAGACCGCUGAGGGUCAGACUCCAGCAAUGGGCCCUGAUGGAGAGCCUCUGGAUGAGACGAGUCAGAUGAGCGACCUGCCUGUGAAGGUCAUCCAUGUGGAGAGUGGAAACAUCCUGACAGGUUUGGAUGCUCCUAGAGCCGGACAGCUGGAGACCUGGCUGGAGAUGAACCCAGGCUACGAGGUGGCUCCCCGCUCAGACAGUGAGGACAGUGAGGAGGAGGAAGAGGAGGAGGAGGAAGAGGAGGAGCGUCAGCCUGCAACAGCUCCGGUGGAGGAGAAGAAGAUCCCAGACCCCGACUGUGAAGAUGUGUCAGAAGUAGAUGUUCGCCACAUCAUUGAAAAUGCUAAGCAGGAUGUGGAUGAUGAAUACAUGGGUGCGGCCUUCGCUCGAAGUCUCCAGUCUUAUUACGCAGUGGCUCACGCUGUCACAGAGAAGGUGGACAAACAGUCAAGUUUGUUGAUAAAUGGACAACUCAAGCAGUAUCAGGUUAAAGGUCUGGAGUGGCUCGUUUCCCUCUACAACAACAACCUGAACGGGAUCCUGGCGGACGAGAUGGGUUUGGGAAAAACCAUCCAGACUAUCGCCCUCAUUACUUACCUCAUGGAGAUGAAGCGUCUAAAUGGACCUUACCUCAUCAUUGUACCCCUCUCAACUCUUUCUAACUGGGUGUAUGAGUUUGACAAAUGGGCCCCGACAGUCGUCAAAGUGUCCUACAAGGGGUCUCCUGCUGCCAGAAGAGCCUUCCUCCCCCAACUGCGUAGUGGAAAAUUUAACGUUUUACUCACCACCUACGAGUACAUCAUCAAGGAUAAACAAGUGCUGGCCAAGAUCCGUUGGAAGUACAUGAUCGUUGACGAGGGCCACCGUAUGAAGAACCAUCACUGUAAACUCACCCAGGUCCUGAACACUCACUACCUUGCCCCACGACGAGUCCUCCUCACAGGGACGCCGUUGCAAAACAAGCUCCCUGAGCUCUGGGCACUGCUCAACUUCCUGCUGCCCACCAUCUUCAAGAGCUGCAUCACCUUUGAGCAGUGGUUCAACGCUCCUUUCGCCAUGACUGGGGAGAAGGUGGACCUAAAUGAAGAGGAGACCAUCUUGAUCAUCCGUCGUCUCCACAAAGUGCUCCGCCCCUUCCUGUUACGCAGAUUAAAGAAGGAAGUGGAGGCACAGCUUCCAGAGAAGGUGGAGUAUGUGAUCAAGUGUGACAUGUCGUCUCUUCAGAGGGUGCUGUACAGACACAUGCAGGCCAAGGGGGUUCUUCUAACUGAUGGAUCCGAGAAAGACAAGAAGGGUAAAGGAGGCACUAAGACACUGAUGAACACCAUCAUGCAGCUGAGGAAGAUCUGUAACCACCCGUACAUGUUCCAGCAGAUCGAGGAAUCCUUCUCUGAACAUUUAGGAUUCUCUGGUGGAAUAGUCCAGGGACUUGACCUGUAUCGAGCAUCAGGAAAGUUCGAGGUGUUGGAUCGUAUCUUGCCCAAACUGAGGGUGACAAACCACAAAGUUCUGCUCUUCUGUCAGAUGACCACACUCAUGACCAUCAUGGAGGACUACUUCGCUUACCGCGGCUUCAAGUAUCUGCGUCUGGACGGCACCACAAAGGCUGAAGACAGAGGAAUGUUACUGAAGACGUUCAAUGAUCCAGAAUCGGACUACUUCAUCUUCCUGCUGAGCACAAGAGCUGGAGGUCUCGGCCUCAACCUGCAGUCUGCUGACACCGUGGUCAUCUUCGACUCGGACUGGAACCCACAUCAGGACCUGCAGGCUCAGGACAGAGCCCAUCGCAUCGGUCAACAAAAUGAGGUUCGUGUGUUGCGUCUCUGCACUAUCAACAGUGUGGAAGAGAAAAUCCUGGCCGCUGCCAAGUACAAAUUAAACGUGGACCAAAAGGUCAUCCAGGCCGGCAUGUUCGACCAGAAAUCCUCCAGCCACGAGCGCAGGGCCUUCCUACAAGCCAUCCUGGAGCACGAGGAGCAAGACGAGGUCUGGGGCCAGGAAGUGUGUCUACGCAUAAAUGAGGAGGAUGAGGUGCCCGAUGAUGAGACGGUCAACCAGAUGAUAGCCAGGAGCGAGGAGGAGUUUGAUCAGUUCAUGCGUAUGGACCUGGACCGGCGGCGGGAGGAUGCCCGUAACCCGCGGCGUAAGCCUCGUCUGAUGGAGGAGGACGAGCUGCCCACGUGGAUCAUGAAAGAUGAUGCCGAAGUCGAGCGGCUGACCUGCGAGGAGGAGGAGGAGAAAAUGUUUGGACGAGGCUCUCGGAUGCGUAAGGAGGUGGACUAUAGCGACUCACUGACCGAGAAGCAGUGGCUGAAGCAGGCGAUAGAGGACGGCUCGCUGGAUGAGGUCGAGGACGAUGUGCGUCACAAAAAGACGACCCGCAAGAGGAAGAGGGACCGAGACUUGGACCUCCCCGGUCCCUCGUCUUCCUCCGGGGGACGGGGACGAGGGGACAAAGACGAUGAUGGGAAGAGGCAGAGGAAGAGGGGACGACCACCUGCUGAGAAACUCUCCCCGAAUCCUCCUGCUCUCUCAAAGAAGAUGAGGAAGAUUGUGGACGCUGUCAUCAAAUAUAAAGACAGCGCCAGCGGGCGUCAGCUGAGCGAAGUGUUCAUCCAGCUGCCCUCUCGGAAAGAGCUGCCCGAGUACUACGAGCUGAUCCGCAAACCUGUGGACUUCAGGAAGAUCAAGGAGGGGAUUAGAGGUCAUCGCUACCGCAGUCUGAGUGACCUGGAGAGAGACGUCAUGCUGCUCUUCCAGAACGCUCAGACCUUCAACCUGGAGGGAUCACUGAUUUAUGAAGACUCCAUCGUUCUCCAGUCGGUCUUCACCAGUUUGAGGCAGAAGAUUGAGAAGGAGGAGGAGAGCGAGGGAGAGGAGAGUGAAGAAGAGGAGGAGGAUCAGGAUGAAGGAUCCGAGUCUGAAUCUCGCUCAGUGAAAGUGAAGAUCCGUCUGGGCAGGAAGGACAAAGGGGGAGAUCGAGGGAAUCGACGCAGCAGACGGACGGGACGCAGCAGAGCCAAACCUGUCGUCAGUGAUGACGACUCUGAGGACGAGCAGGAAGAGGAGCGCUCUCCCAGUGCCACUGAUGAAGAGUCCUGAGCUGCACUGCUACUUGGAGGAAAGGAGGGGCAAAAAGGGAUAUUCCACUAAUUCAACAAAAAUGUACAGUAAAUAAAAAAGACUCAACUCCAUUCACCCUCAGUCAAUAACUCAAAUAGAAGGUUUACAGUUCUACAGUAUCACAGGGAAACCAAACUAUCACCAUCAAAUACAAAUUCAUUAGACCAUUUAAUUCUUUGCUGAAGAAAGUCUGAACACUGAGGAAUCAAAUUAGUAUUUUCAGACAAAUGAGUUUGACGUCAGAACAAUAUCUGAGUUCAGUUGUUAAAGAACUUCACAACCUGCUAACAGUGUGAUGGUUUAACAUGUAUGAAGACAGCGGCUUCAAAAACGUUAUGAAUCCAGUAGUUAGUGAUGCCACGAUGAUAUAACAAUAUAUUGUGAUAACUAAAUAUUCAUGACAGCAGGAUGUACAUUUUUAAAAAGAUGUUAAUGAGCAUCGAUUAAGAUGUGUUAAAAGAGGUGACAUUUCAUCGAUUUAUAUACCAACCUCCAUUUAUGGGUCCAAACAGGAGGAGUUGUAGUUGUUGACAAAUACAUUAAACACUUUAUAUAUUAUAUACUAUUAUAUUUAUUAAAAUUUAGUAAAUGUUUAUAUACUGUUUAUAACGCUAGAUGUUACUAACAUGAGGGGUUGCUAGCCUAAACCAGCUUUAAGAACAAAGACCCUUUAAAUUCAAUUAAGCUGAACCAAAUUUCACACACUCAUAUUUAUAUGAACUAAUUUCAUUGCACAAACAGUAAAGUCCUUAGCUAACCUGAAAAGUUAGAACUGUAGGGAGCCAGUAAGUGAAAUAAACAGCAUUAAAUAUAAACACAAAAUAAAGCUGUUUCUAUCCACCUUACCUUACUUUACCUAUGGACACAAACAGACUUGAUGUUUCACCUCUGCUUCCCUGUGGCAGAUGUGUUGUAACAUCACUCAUUUGCGAGCAUGGCUCAGUGUUUGAGUUGGAAAUCAAACCCGCUGGGGGCACAGGGCGCGACUUCUCAGAAUCUCUUCAGCUACUUACCACAGUUAUUUGACUGAGGUUUAAUGGAGUUGAGUCCAGGUCGCUGUCCAGGGGUGAAUGUGUGGUACAGUAUAGAAAUAUAAAACUACCCCGUACUGCUGCUCCGGCCGCUCACCUGUCUCACUUCCGGUCUCAGCACUUCUUACUGUUGAUUGUAGACUUGUUGUAUCGACGAGAACUGUAACUUUAAAUGUUUCUUCUUCCAUUGUUGCGUAGUGAUUUAAGGAUUACAGAACUAUUUGUUGUACUUCGGCACUUUUUAGGUUUUAUGAUUUCAAGACAAAGGACCAGAGGGACAGUGGCUCUUCUCUGCUUGUGAAUGCCUGAUGGCCGCAUGGUGUUGGAUAUACUGUAUAGGGACAUAUAAUGUCCAUGCACGUGUGUACAGCUCGCAAGCUCAGUUCUGUACUUUUCUCAUCAUGCUAGGUCACUAGAGUGAAGAACAUACAACCAAAGCAUCAACAUUUCCACCACUAAAUUAUUCAUUUCUGUCUGUUGUGUUGUAUCAUUACUACUGGAACUUGAAAAGAAACAAUAAACCACAGUAAAAGUGAA